Messenger RNA from Acanthochromis polyacanthus (spiny chromis), 4535 nucleotides. RefSeq names its product protein phosphatase, Mg2+/Mn2+ dependent, 1Bb (gene ppm1bb). The coding region runs from base 412 to 1881 and encodes 489 amino acids. The transcript has 6 exons. Gene Ontology annotation, cellular component: cytosol; nucleus. Gene Ontology annotation, biological process: positive regulation of canonical NF-kappaB signal transduction; protein dephosphorylation; positive regulation of canonical Wnt signaling pathway. NCBI's taxonomy places the organism in Eukaryota, Metazoa, Chordata, Actinopteri, Pomacentridae. Gene Ontology annotation, molecular function: protein serine/threonine phosphatase activity; manganese ion binding; magnesium ion binding. The record is from RefSeq and is a predicted model, not a curated record.
UAACACCUCCUCUUGUUCAGCACCCAAAGUCGAAGGAUAGCUCUGGCCUUUCAAUGGAAGAAAGUGCUAGAUUUGUCAGUGUUGUAUAAUAUAACCAAUUCUCAGUGUCCAUAUUUGUUUUGGAACGAUCGGAAUUGUCUUCAUUUAUUGUGAGAGACAGAACUGGCGUCAAACAUGCGUAAAAAUCAACGCUGUCCAAGCAGGGAACCGCCGAGAAAGGAAUUAUCGCCGCUCAUCUGAGGCCAAUCUCGAUUAUUUUUGUCAAAUAAGGAAACAUAACAUAGCUAGCUAGCUAACGUUAGCUCCGUAGAUAGCUAGGUUAACGACAUAUCUUCACACAAAAGCAGAAUCUAGCAGAUAAUCAAGAUUGGAUCUACAUUCGCACAUCAGCAGGAAAACCUAUAGGCAGCAAUGGGUGCAUUCCUGGACAAGCCGAAGACGGAGAAACAUAGUGCCCACGGUGAGGGCAAUGGGCUGCGCUAUGGCCUGAGCUCCAUGCAGGGCUGGCGGGUGGAAAUGGAGGACGCCCACACAGCAGUGGUGGGCCUCCCCCAUGGACUCACCGACUGGUCCUUCUUUGCUGUCUACGAUGGCCAUGCGGGCUCCAGGGUGGCCAACUACUGUUCCGGCCACCUGCUGGAGCACAUCUUGUCGGGAGGGGCCGACUUCGCUUCAGGACCGGGCUCCGUGGAGGGCGUGAAGGACGGCAUCCGCUCGGGCUUCCUGAACAUUGACGAGUACAUGCGCAGCUUCUCCGACCUGCGGCAGGGCCUGGACCGCAGCGGAUCGACGGCCGUCUGCGUGUUGCUCAGCCCGACCCACCUCUACUUCAUUAACUGCGGCGACUCGCGGGCCGUGCUGAGUCGAGACAGCAAGGUGGGCUUCUCCACCCAGGACCACAAGCCCUGCAACCCCCGCGAAAAGGAGCGCAUCCAGAAUGCUGGCGGCUCGGUCAUGAUCCAGAGGGUAAACGGCUCCCUGGCUGUGUCCCGAGCCCUGGGGGACUACGACUACAAAUGUGUGGACGGUAAAGGUCCCACGGAGCAGCUAGUGAGCCCCGAGCCCGAGGUGUGUGUGUUGGAGCGGGCGGCCGAAGGAGACGAGUUUGUGGUGCUGGCGUGCGACGGAAUCUGGGACGUCAUGUCCAACGAGGAGCUGUGUGAGUUUGUUCGCUCUCGACUGCUGGUGUGCGAUGACCUGGAGAAGGUCUGUAACUCAGUGGUGGACACCUGUCUGCAUAAGGGGAGCAGGGACAACAUGAGCGUGGUGCUGGUGUGUUUACCCGGAGCUCCCAAGAUCUCCGAGGAAGCCGUGAAGAAGGAAGAAGAGUUGGAUAAAUACCUGGAAACCCGUGUUGAAGAGCUUCUGGGGAACGGUGGGGAGGCUGGAGUCCCUGACCUGGUGUCUGUCCUCAGGAGCAUUGCCACAGAGAACAUCCCCAACCUUCCACCUGGUGGAGGCCUGGCCAGCAAGCGGAGUGUGAUCGAGGCGGUGUACAACAAGCUGAACCCUCACAGAGAAGAGGAAGGGGCCUGUGCGGGGGGAGAGGAGGAGGAGGAGAGUGAGGAGGGAGGUGGCAGCACGGCGGCUCAUCUGCUGGAGGCUCUGCGGCAGUUCCGGCUGCACUACCGGGGGCAGUACCGCUCGGUGCUGGAGGAGUCCCUGGCCGCCUACAACCUGCGGGGGGAGAGUCCUGCCGAGGGAGCAGGGGAGAGCAGGAGGACCGGCGGCGGCGGCGGCGGCGGCGGCGGCGGCGGCAGUGACGACGGCCAGGAGCAGCCCGCCUCCCCUCCCUCUCCCCCCUCGCCCCCGCCCUCACCCGCCACUGCAGAGCCGGAGGCCAGCCAAGAUGCCCCCAAGUCCGAAACCUCCUCCGACUGAGCACCUGCCCGCACCCACCCACUCAUCCACCCUUCCCCAGAGCUCUAGUCAGACGCGCUACGACCUCUCCUCCUCUUUUCCCUCAUCACAGAGCUUGAACAGGCACAUCGGCCAUUUCCGGCUCUGUCAUGCUCAUUCGAAUGUUUUUCAAAGGAAUUCACCGCAAACAAAAAAUGGCUCUUCUGUCUGUUCAAGUUCACACAAAAACACCUUGGGGACUCUCUUUCCUGUUUCUUUUCUUGCUCCUCCUGCCCACCUUGGCUUGGAUUCCCAAACUUGCUAGUCACUUUUACUAAACUUGACCACACAGACUGAUGUUUACGAUAGAAAAGAAAAGAAUCAUAACAAUUUAUUAAUACAUGCAAAAGUGGACUGGUGAAGCCAAAGUGAACCUUGCAUUCUCUGGCCUACAUUUCCCACUAUUUGCUUCUGGCUGACCCCUCCCUCCUCUCAGCUCCCAGCCUCUCCCCCACACCUGCUUAUAGUGGAUGGACUGACAAAGCAAAGGAGAGGAGACACUGAACUGCAGCUGUGCGACACACUGCACCGUCUCCAGGCCAACUCCGUCUACAGACUCUAAACAUACUCUUGUGUAUAUGUAUGUACGUAUGUGUGUGUGCGUCUGCAUGGGUUUGAGAGACGGAGCAAGAGACCGAUCGAUCGUCACUCCUGAAAUUUGUGUUUCUGGUAAAUUGUGGAAUUAAGCCAAUUAUCAGCAUGCUCAGUGAUGUCAGGUUGUUCAAACCAGAAUGGGUACUAAAAACUACAUCUCCCAUGCCACCACUUGUUAAAACGCUGCCUCACAGGCACCUGGAGAGGUUGAAUUGUGCUCAGGUGGAUGUAAAUGUCUCAGUGAAAUCUACACUAGCAACCCUUUAAGGCGGUAACGCUCAUUGCAAAAAACAAAAUUCUUGGAUGGUUGAAAAAUGGAGAAAAACAGUGGUGAACAAAGAUCGUAUUGUUUGCAAAGAUGAUUAAUCGUAUGUACAGUGGCUUUGUUUUUCUAGCUUGUCAGGUGUGAUGUGGCCUGCAUUUGUGCUAAAACUCUUCAAAGAUCAACGAGAUGUUAGCAUGACAGCACUAGCGUUUUGAAAUGCAUUGAUAACAUGCUAGCGUUCAUCUCAAAGCACAGAGGAUAAGUAUACUGAACAACAAUACAAACGCAGCAUGUAAUGUCUUAUUCAGUUCAAUCCUUUUUUGGUUUGUUUAUCACAUCUUCACAGCAAAUUGAACGUCACAACCAAAAACACACUCCACAUUGGAAAUGACAGUGAGCUAAUCGAGACUAGAGUUGUAGGCCGAAAAUCCAAAGUCUUGAACAAGUAUGUCCGCCAUUUACAUUCUGUAGUGCCACACAAAGUUUAUGCUGCUUAUGAAAUGUUGUGCAACUCUGCCUAAAAGGCUCUGUGAAGUUGGUGAACAUUUUAGGGGACAGGACCACGCUGACAGACACGCUAAGCCGCUGCUGAAAUAAUUUCUUUGGCAGCAAAUUGUGAAGUCAUCUUUCUCUUAUCUGUGGCAUCGAGUCGUUUGAGUAAAUCUGCAUUUCAAGGAGACCUUUUGCUGCUCGGAGUGUCUGUCAACUGUUUACACUGUCUGAUCAUUGUCCUUAAAAGCCACACGUGCAAAGCUGUGGUUUAAUUUAAUGGUUAGGAAUUUAAACAGCUCACAUAUUACAAAAACCCUUUUCUAACCACAACAAUAGAAAUUACAUGUAAUCGUUUGCAUGCUGCGGUUCUAUUUAUGUUUUGUUCACAUACACAGAUGAAAGUCAAACUGUGUGGAUAUAAACAGAGGCACUGUGGAUGCGUUUAAACAUUCGCAACACUUUAUCAAACAUUCUUGAAAUUGACAUUCCUAGAAACAUUCCUAAAGCUGUUGAACAUGCUGGAAUUCAGCAUACAUCAUGCAGUGUUUUACAUGUCGGCGUGCUAACCUUUAAUAUGCGACAUUAAUUAUUUGAGCACGCUGGCAUGUUUUAAUACUCACAUGUAGGACAGCUGCUGUUUCAUCAGUUCUGCCAUUGAUCUGAAGGUGGCGCUCCAUGCGGGAUUGUGACCACGAGUGUUUCUUCCACGUAUCAGUCCAUCCAGUGUUGGCAAAAAUGCGUCACUCUUGAUUAAAAUUUUGGACCAGCCAACCCAUGUUUCAUUACUAAAAUCAUCUGCAUCAGUAUAGAGCUGUUAAAUCACACAAUUCAAGUGUUGAAUGUGUGACUUUACAGUACAUCUGGAGCAUUAAAGAAUCUGUUCCAGCUGCUGGUAUUAACCGCAGCUUUGUGUCGCAGCUUGAUAAAAGCCGUUACAAAAGCGUACGUCUGUCCUCGCAGGUUAUGUUCAAAACCGUUUCAAACACGUACCUCAUUCUGAAAGUGUGAUUGAAACAAACUGUGUUCAUUCUUCUAGACGGCAGGUAAAGGGAGGUUAUCACGGCUCAGUAUAAGCCCAGUGACUCUGGUAAUGCAUGCACUGUACUUCUUAUCUUUUCAAUAUCUAAAGCACUUAAACUAUCGGAGGGGAGGUAAUGCUAAACACUGAGUGUAUGUAUGAGUGUUUGUGUAUGCGUGAGUUCAAUUUGUAUGCGCUGACGUGGGACAAAUCAGUCCUGCAAGUGACAAAAUGAACAAAUAAAAAAGGAUUUGAGGUAUAACGUUA